Mangifera indica (mango) is the source of this 2583-nucleotide messenger RNA. Its product is annotated as protein ALTERED PHOSPHATE STARVATION RESPONSE 1. The transcript is spliced from 6 exons. The record is from RefSeq and is a predicted model, not a curated record. The coding region runs from base 430 to 2391 and encodes 653 amino acids. Lineage: Eukaryota; Viridiplantae; Streptophyta; Magnoliopsida; Sapindales; Anacardiaceae.
GGUUUCCUUCCUUUGUUGCAGAAGAUUCUUUUUUUCUCUGUUAAUGUUUGAAACUCUUAAGCAAACUGAGUCCUCAUUUACUUUCCCAGUUUCUGUGUCAGUACCAUUGUCUUCUUGUCUUCUCAAAACCCUCUUUUUAUUUCAAUUUUUGUCUUUCUUUGCUUGUUUGUUUGCGAGAUACUAAGGUUUUGGAGGUGAGUUAUUUUUUGGGUGAGUUAUUUUUUGUCUUCUUUUCAGAUAACCCCUUCACCUCUUAUAUCCAGGAAUGCGAAUGUGGGGUUUUGGUCUUUGGGUAGAAAUGAGCACAUUUGUUGAGUAAGCUUGCGAAAUUUUGUGAAGAAGCAAGCUCCUUUUGAAAAUGAUGCCUGUUUUCAGCUUUCGGGUUUGAAGUUAUAUUUGAUGGACUGGUGAAAUUUGUUUUAGUGAGAGAUGGGUUGUGCUGCUUCAAGCAUUGAUAAGGAAGAGAGAGUGCAAAUAUGCAGGCAGAGAAAGAAAUUAAUGAAACAGUUGCUAGGGCUUAGAAAAGAAUUUGCUGAUUCUCAAUUGGCUUAUUUGAGGUCACUGAAGAAUACUGGAGUAACCCUUCGGCAAUUCACUGAAUCAGAGUCAUUAGAGAUUGAAAAUCCCCCUUAUGACACAACAUUAGAGGCCUCACCACCUCCUUCAUUGCCUCCUUCUCCACCACCACCACCACCUCCGUAUAGUCCUGACUUGAGGAAUGUUGAUGAUAAUCUAAAAGAUGAAGUUAUCCACAAAGAGAGCAUAGAAAUCAAUGAAGAUGGUAGCAGGAUCUCACCAACUCAGGUCCUGAGUCCGUCAUGGGAAUAUCAUUUUCAUUAUUCUUCAUCUCAUGGGCAGUCAAGUAAGUGUGAAAUGGUGACGCAAUUUGAUGAGGAAACUUGGGCAGAAACUAAAACUGACUUUGAGGAAGAUGAUCAGGAAGAGGAAGUUAAUUCUAAUACAGUCACUGAGAAGCCACCACCUGAAGAACUUAUUGCUGAUAACUUAAAAAUGAUGAGCUCAUAUACUAAAGACACAACUCAUAUGACCAUGGCACUAUGGAGGAGGAAGACCUUGGAUGGUAUCAUCAAGGAGUUAGAUGAUUAUUUCCUGAAAGCAUGGGCGGCUGGAAAGGAUAUAGGUAUUCUUAUGGACAUCAAACACGGGGACACUUUUCUUCCACAGAAUUUCAAAGAAAACAAAAGGAAGAGGAGCAAUUCCCCCAAGGUCUUUAGUUCGCUGUCAUGGAACUGGUCUUCCAAGUCACUCCAAUUUACACAAGGUGCUUUUGGUAUGUGUGGCCCUAGUGAACCAUGCAGGCCUGGAGCUCAUUGCAUCACUCUUUCCAAACUAUAUGCUGCAGAGCAGAGACUUUACAAGGAAUUAAAGGAGGAAGAAACAACUAAAUUAGAGCAUAAGAAGAAAUCCAUGUUAUUACAGAAACAAGAAGAUGAAAACUACAACUGGAUAAAGACUGAGAAAACUCGAGUCUGUGUUGAGAAAUUGGGGACUGAUAUAGGACGCCUGCAGCAUUCAAUUAGUGAGACUUGUUCAUCUAUAUUGCAAAUCAUUGAAGAAGAGCUGUAUCCUCAGCUGGUUGCGCUAAUUUCAGGACUGAUGCAUAUGUGGAGAACAAUGUAUGAAUGCCAUCAAGUUCAGAAACAUAUCUCUGAGCGAUUGAGUCAUUUAACCAAUGAUCAAAGCAAGGACUAUACUACUGAGUCCCAUCAACAAGCCACAGCUCAGCUUGAAGUGGAGGUCACUGCCUGGCUUGCCAGUUUCUGCAAGCUUACAAACUCUCAACAAGUUUAUGUGAGAACCCUGUGUAGGUGGAUCCAACUUACUGCUUGCCUUGUGCAUGAUCAACAGACUUAUAGCUCUUCUGCGAUUCGUAGGCUCUGUGAACAUUGGCAACUUGUUUUUGACAAAUUACCUGAUAAGGUGGCCAUAGAAGCCAUUAGGAGCUUUUUAUCAGCCAUCCAAGUGAUAUUCCAACAGCAGCUGGAAGAACGCAAUCUGCACAAAAAGUCUGAUAGACUUGAGAAAAGGCUUCAGAAGGAGUUGAAGUCUCUCGCUGAGAUGGAGAAAAAGCUAGAAGGGACGUUACCUGAUGGAGUUGACCCCUCCAAUCUGAGCCCCAAGCAUCCUUUAUCCCUGAAGAGUGCCAAAAUUGAAGCUCUGAGGAAGCAAGUUCACACUGAAGAGACCAAAUAUCUGAACUCAGUCCAGGUUACCAGAGACAUGAUUAUGAAUAACCUGAAAACAAGCCUACCCAUUGUAUUUGAGGCAUUGAUGGGUUUCUCAAGUGAUUCUGCUAGAGCAUUUGAGGCCGUUCACUGCCGCAUCAAUCAAGCAACUUGUUCAGAUGCAUCAGAAACCUUGACAUUCUAAACUUGUUUGAUUCACUCAUUGAGCAGGUAAAAAAUAUUAUCCUAUCAAUUAAAAAUAUGUUGCUUAAAUUAUUUGUGGCACUGGAGGACAUUGACCAAACUACGAUGAAUUUUUGUUUAUAUUAGAAGAUGUUUGUUUGUUAAUAGUGUACUGGAGGGAUGAUUUUGUGUUAAUAGGUAUAUCUUGUUAUCA